Ornithodoros turicata is the source of this 2638-nucleotide messenger RNA. RefSeq names its product glutamate receptor ionotropic, kainate 5-like. Gene Ontology annotation, molecular function: ligand-gated monoatomic ion channel activity; metalloendopeptidase activity. The record is from RefSeq and is a predicted model, not a curated record. Gene Ontology annotation, biological process: protein processing. NCBI's taxonomy places the organism in Eukaryota, Metazoa, Arthropoda, Arachnida, Ixodida, Argasidae. Gene Ontology annotation, cellular component: plasma membrane. The transcript is spliced from 3 exons. The coding region runs from base 226 to 2427 and encodes 733 amino acids.
GCCUGGCUCGAUUCCUGGCGCUGCCGCUAAAUUUUUACCUCCACCGUGCUGGGCGGUCUUUGUCCCCUGCUUGUUCCCACCGUGGCCAGGGUGAAACAACUGAACACUUCUUGCUAACCUGCUCUCAGCUCGGCCAAUUACGCCGCAGUGGCUCACGGCCAUUAUCUCAUUGGUAGAAGAAGAAGAAGAAGGAACCGCUUGAGGAACAACAACAACAACAAAAACAUGGCGGACGACGGGUACGUUGUGGUGCAGGGUACAGGAGCUGCCUUGAUUGAAGACGACCACAAAGAAGAGGAAGUCACCAGGUCUUACUCUGCCCUGGCAUUCACUAUAUUUGUCAUCCUUCUCAUCACCAUUGUCACGGCUAUCUGUGUUGUCGCAUUGAACCGGAAGCACCCGACACCCAACGACAAGACCGACGUUGGUCCUCCUGGACACGUGUCGAUGCCCAAGUUCCCGCAAAAGCCUCCUCAGGACAACUUCGAGGAUUACACGGACAGCGGUAUUGAUCAGGCAGAAGAUACAGCACCGAAAGAUACGAGAGUUUGCAACACCCACGAUUGCAACUACGUCCGCCAGUUUAUUGAAGCGGUUGUGGACACGGACCGAGACCCGUGCGAUAACUUUUUCAAGUUCGCCUGCGGUAAAAAUGAACGUCUGCCCACUGGUAUGUACGUCGAUAAAUUUGGCGGCAGUUUAGUCGAACGGGACAUGAUGGCAUCCGUCGCGAAGAACUUGAAAGAGGCGCACGUUCCUCCCGUAGGUCAAACUGCUUUUCAAAAGUCUGCAGCGCUCUUCAAACACUGCACGGAAGGCGACAAGAACAAGUCUCUGGAAGUCGUCAGAGAUUUCUUUCGAGAGCACCAGAUGGAUAUAACGAAAAAGAUGUCAUUCCAGCCACUGGACAUCAUGGUGAAAUUUAUCUUCAAGAUCAACAUUCAUUUACUGUUUUCAUUGGAACCAGUUGAGCUUGGAGCACGUGCUUUCGCGUUUCACAAGGAAAAAAUAGCCCCCCCAGGAGUAAAGUCUACACGUGUUAGAGAAAUUUUGUCUCUCAUAUAUUCGGCAUCCAUCGAUAGCAACCUGGUGCGGAUUGUUGAAGCGUUAGAGAACAAGUUGGGUGGCAAUAAAUCACAGAGCAGUGGGCAUGGGAUGUCAAACGACACUGUCAAGAUGAUGGAGCUUCGGAAAGUGGGGCAAGGAGACGACGAACUCUCUGACGAGUGGAAUGAGGCGCUCCGACGCUACGCACCCGAUGCGGUACAAACGAAAAUGGUACAGAUGACAGAAGCUGACUUCCGCUUUUUCCACCGCCUGUUUGGAAAGCAAAGAGACUUCUCGAAAGAUGAUAUGCGAGUAUUCUUCGCAUGGAGAUGUGCCUCUGACUUUUACAAGCGUCUUUUUGUUAGAACUUACAACUGCGCUCUUACUACGGUGCGGACCCUCCCAAACGCGGCGUCCAUAGGAGCCCCGUUCCGAGCCAAUUACGACGAAAGGAUUGAAGCCAUCACGAAAAUGAGCGAAGGAAUCAUCGGCGAAAUAAAGGAAAGCUUUAGAACCUGCCCGUGGCUAGAUGACAAAACGAGAAAAGGAGCUUUGAAGAAAAUAUCUAUGCUUAGGAUACGCCUGGGAUUGGCACCGGGAUUGAACACCUCGAAAAAAGUAGACAAGUUCUACCAGGACCUCCCCGACCUGAGCGGCCCCUUUAUUCAGGACGUUCUAAGCGUUGACGCAUUUCAGACUCAGAAGUACUGGAAUGCUGUGACACAAGAUUAUUCCCAUUAUAUCUAUGAAACGCUGACUGCUUCAACCCCGUACGCUGCUAACGCUUUUCAUUUACCCGCAGCGAACUUUGUCCAAAUUAAUAUCCCGUAUCUUUUAUCACACUACUUUAACCUUGGAGGUCCACCCGAAGUGAAUUAUGGCGUACUUGGAUACACAAUGACGCACGAGACAAUGCAUGGCUUUGAUACCAGUGGUCGUCAGUACGACUGGAAAGGGGACAAGGUACCGUGGUUUACGGAGAAGAGCAUGGAGGAGUUCAAGAUUGUGGAGCGCUGUUAUGUGGAGCAUAUUAACGGGGCUCCGAAAUCCAGGGGCUAUGCUCAGUAUCCCUGGGAGUAUCAGGCAGACGUGCUCGGCACUCGGGCCUUGCUGAGGGCAUACCAAAAGGCUGCUGAAAGAUCCAUGGUAAAGCUGGGCAACGUUAAGGGCUUGACCAGUGACCAGCUCUUUUAUGUCGCUAGCUGCCUCGACUGGUGCGGCGAUUUCAACACUGACGAGGACGACGACGAGAAUGAAACACAUCCACCGUCAGAUGAGAGGUGCAACCUUCCCCUCAUGAACUCGGUCCAUUUCAGCAAAACGUUCUCUUGCCCCGACAAUUCGCCAAUGAAUCCGCGACAGAAAUGUCUCUUUUGGUAGCUUUCGGAGUCAUUUUGGAAUAAACUGAGUGUUCCAGGAGCACUCCAAUAAAGUGUGUGCGAAACAAUGUGUGCACAUUGUCGAAGCAGAUACUAUAUGGAACUAUCAUACUCUAGAAAUCCUGCAGACUUGUUUCUCGAUUUUCUUUCUACAUUCGGAAGCUUCAAUUACACACUGUGCUUCAGAGAUGACGUGAAACGACAGAUGAAAU